This is a messenger RNA of Octopus bimaculoides (California two-spot octopus), 1467 nucleotides long. RefSeq names its product putative transporter slc-17.2. The record is from RefSeq and is a predicted model, not a curated record. Lineage: Eukaryota; Metazoa; Mollusca; Cephalopoda; Octopoda; Octopodidae.
AUGUCUGGAUUUACCAAUUGGAUUAAGCGUUAUUAUUCAUGUCGAUGGAGAUUAUGUUAUACCUGUACUGUUGCUUUGACUUUGAUGCAAACAUUAAAAGUUGAUUUAAGUAUGGCUCUUGUGUGUUUGUUGAAAACACCCAAUCGUACAAAUGUGGAAGUUAACAAUACUACAAACAAGCAACAUUGUUCCGGUUCAGAUAAUUAUUCAAUAAAUCAAAAUUUUGAAGGAGAGUUCGAAUGGAGUGACGCAUUACAAUCGAACAUCCUGACUGGGUUCUUCUACGGAUAUAUGGCAACUAAUUUUAUUGGCGGUUUAUUGGCAGACAAAUACGGUGCGAAACGAGUUCUAGGGGGUUCAAUUCUCUCAGCAUCCAUUCUUACAAUUUUAUACCCAAGUUUGUCUCGAAUUAGUGGUUACUUUACGCUUGUACUAAGGAUAUUAACAGGCGCAGUUUCGGGACCCUUAUUCCCAGCAAUUCAGUCCUUAUUCGGACGUUGGGGUCCGUCAAAUGAAAUUUCUGUACUGAUUGGGUUUACAUUUGCUGGUCAGUUUCUAGGUAAUAUUUUAGGUCUUUCAACAGCAGGUUACCUCUGUGUAUAUGGAUUUGAUAAUGGAUGGGGUUCCAUAUUUUAUAUAUUUGGUGGAUUAUCGUUCCUGUUUAGUUGUUUGUGGUUUUAUGUGGUUUAUGAUAAUCCAGACGUCCAUCCCACUAUCAGCGAAGAAGAACGUUCUUACAUUAACAGAACUAUGAUAAGUGAAAAGGUUGUUAAAAAUGUACCUUGGAAACGGCUGCUUUCUUCACCGGCGGCUUGGGCCAUUUACUACAGUUUGCCCGCUUAUGCAUGGACGGAGUCAUUUGUUCAGGUGUUGCUACCUUUAUAUAUGAAAGAAGCCUUAAGCAUUAAUAUAAUAUCCAAUGGUUUAAUGUCGUCUGCCCCUUCGUUUGGUCUAAUGGUUGGUCUUCCUCUCUGUGGAAAAUUUGCAGAUUUUGUGCAUUCGAAGAAAUAUCUGUCAACUCGUUCUGUAAGAAUAUUAUUCCAGUCGUUUUCUAUGAUAAUUUCAGCAAGUUUAUUGAUUGCCACAGGAUUCCUCAAAUGUAACCAAACCAUUCUAAUAACUUCCCUCUUGUUUCUAAGUGGUAUAACUUUAUCAUUUGUCAGUGGUGGUGUUCUCGUCAAUAACAAUGACAUUGCUCCAAGUUAUGCUGGUAUUAUAUUUGGAAUUGCGAACACUCUAGCUUCAAUGGCUGGCAGUAUCAGUUCCUUAACUAGUAACGCUUUAACCCCAAACGGUACACUCGAAGAAUGGCAAAUCGUGUUUGCAUUAUGUGCUGCUAUAUGUGUAUCUGGAGCAAUAAUCUUUGCAAUACUGGCAAGAGGAGAAAUCCAAGAAUGGGCAAGACCACAAGAACCCGGAUCAUGCGGUAAUGCGGGUGGCGUGAAUAUAAAUAAAAUUGUUCGAUAA